CGUCACCGGAACAAACAGAAGAAGAAGAAUCCACUUCCGCCGACGGAUGCACAGCGGCAAUGUGUACAACAGCUAGCGUUAGCUGGCUUCACCAUUACUCGCAUCGCUGAAGACAUUACAAUAUGCAAGCCGUCUAAGUGGAAACGGUCUAGAUAGACAUACUCCUUUUCUCCUUAUUUUUAGCCUGAGAAAAACUGUUCAAGCAAGCGCAGCGCUGGUACGCUAACGAGCACUAGCCAGAGUAAGCUAGCAUUACCGAACAGACACUUCAAGAUGGACGAAGCUGCUGCCUCGGCGAUCAACCAGGACGGAGUUGAAAACAACCCGCGUGAUGGAGACACAGCAUCUGGAAACAACGUUUUACAGUCGGCUGAGGCCACCGCUGAUCGGGUAUUCUGCUGUCGUGAUUGUGGAGAGGGCUUCAGGGAGGAGGCAGCAUACUUGGAGCAUCAACAUCAGCACCAACAACAAAGCGUCUGUUUAGUCAACCAUUUGGACAGUUUACAUACUGCAAAAAAGGACGAUGAAACAGUUAAUUACUGCACGUGGUGUUUGUUGUCAUUUGUUGAACCAAGUGAAUUUCUCUCGCACAUGGAGAAGAGCCACGGUCAGACCUCUCAAAAGGAGUCUAGUAUUAAAACGAAUCCCGGGACAACCAAGCAACACACCUAUGAAUGUCCAGACUGUGGGAAGUGUUACGGUGUGAUUGGACACUUCCUCAACCAUCAGCGCUCACACAGACAAGCCUCAAAAUCUGUUUUCCACGACCUUGAACAUUUAAAAAAGAAGUCGUUCCAGUGCGAGUCCUGCGGGCGGAAUUAUUCUCGCGCCUCCGCUCUUGAUGCACACCGCCGCUGUCAUGAGGAGAAGUUAGUUAAAUCACGAAACAGGAGUUCAGGCGAUGCAUUCCACGCUGAGGAGUCUCAUGUUGAAGCCAAGCCCAGAGACAAUCUGACGGUUGAUACUCCUGAGAAAACCUUUAAGUGUUCAUGUGGGAAAGCUUUUGAGGCUCUGUUGCGCCUUAAAACACAUCAGCGGUUUAGCCGCAACAGUCAGUGCUCGCCAGAAGAAAUGAAAGACAAACCAAAGAAAAGCUGCAAUGAGUUUUACUGUGCCGAGUGCAAAAAGGCUUUCAGUGGCCAUAUCGCCCUCUUCAACCAUCAGCGAUGGCAUUCCAAUCACGCGAAUGAUCCUGCUAACAGGUUCCCAUGUGAGGAAUGUGGUAAAGUAUUUAUGACUCAAACAUUCUACUACAGGCAUCAGCGCACGGCGCACAGUGACGAGACCCCGGCAAAGUCGUUUCUUCAUCAGGUGUGUCAGCUGCAGAAGAAGGCGUUUGAAUGUGUUGAUUGUGGGCUGAAGUUUUCCAGGGCCUCAGCGCUUCACUCCCAUCAGCUUCAUCACACAGAUGUUUUCAGAGAAACGGAAAAGGAGGCUCCAAUGCAAACCUCUCCACCAGCUCCCCAGGAAACAACGGAAAGCGAAGCAAAAGAGCCUGAGCCGGUCACGGUGGAGUCGGAGAAUGUCCUUUCUACCAGUGUGGCCGAAGAAGACAUAAAUGAUGAGGAUGUGGAGAGUUAUGACCCCGGGGACUUCAAUGUACAGGUGAUCAGUGCGAGCGAAUCAGAGGACGAUCCCACCCAAGACCUGAAUCCCGACCUCGAGCUGCUCUGUGAAUCCGAUCAGGAAGUAAGAGAUGACGGCGACAUUGGAGCUCCAAAACCAGAGAUGCAUUUUAAAAUUGUGGAAAUUGACUUUGAGCAAACCGACGAGCAGAGUGCAGCGAGCGAAGCUGAGAAUAAAGCGCCCGGGGAAAGAUUUGAUUGUCCCGACUGUUACCGCUGGUUUUCUAGCCCUGCAUCGCUGCGCGUUCACAGAAUGUGGCAUGGCGGCCGUAAACGAAAACGGCCGACGCAAGGUCAGUCAGUGGCAGCUCACGCAUGUGGCCAUGAGCCCAACAGCUAUGCAGCACAUUGCAGUGACAUUCAACAGCACGAGUCUCAGAACACAAAUAAUGAUCAGGCGAAAAUUCUGUCGUGUAAUGAGUGCGGCAAAUGCUUCACACAGUUGUCUGCUUUGGUCUCUCAUCAGCUGCACCAUCCCAAAGCAGCACAAUAUCAGUGCCCGGAUUGCAUGAUGUCUUAUUCGCAUGCUGCUGGCUUGUUCAACCACACGAGAAACUGCGCCGCACAAAAGAAGGGGAACAUCUCGGUCAUUAAGAAAGAAUACAAUCCCAAGAAAACCCUUCUUGGCCCGAAGAUUUAUCAUUGUGAGCAGUGCGGGAAGGGCUUUUGGUCUCUCGGAGCUUACUCCCACCACAAGCAGAGUCCGGCUCAGUGCACAGAUUUGAAGCCAAGAAAAGAUGUCAGGAGCUCCGCGCACUCAGUCAACGGACACCCACGCUUCAAGGUUGCAUGUCCAGUGUGCGGUAGGAAGUUCCGACACAAGGGAAUCAUGGCUUUGCACAUGCGAAAACACGAAAAUGGAAACCACACGUGCGAACUCUGCAACAGGUCAUUUCGUCUUUUCUCGAGCCUCCUGAGACACCAGGUCGUGCACAAUGACCAGCUUCUCCCACCGCCUAUUAAGUCCUUCCAGCAUCAGGUGGAGCAGUUGAAGAAGAACACGUACAGCUGUCCCGACUGCGGGAAGCUGUUUUCCCGGGCCAAAGCACUUCAGUUUCACAUGAAGAGCCACGGGUACGAGACUGGACGCUCGCCAUCGUCGCCGAGAUCCACGGCCCUGCUGGAGGAUCUUCAGUGUGCGACGUGCCUUGCGCAUUUCAACAACAAGGCCUCUCUUCGGGCUCAUCAAAAACUUUGCAUUAAACGAGACAGUCAAGCAGUUCGUUGCAAGACAGAACCCUCAGAAAAUCAUGACAGUCUAACUUUGCCAAAAAAUAAUAUGGCUGCUACUCUGGAAUGCCCUCAGCAUAUUGCAGUACAUGCUAAAGUUAAGCAUGAAAUGGACCUCGUGGAGCAUGACAUGGAAAACCCAACACACGAAGGCGCCUUAAAGAACCCACGUACGACCAAUUUAAAAUACAAAUGCAAAAAGUGUGACAGGAGCUUCUCCGUGGUCGGAGCUUUGAAUUUUCACAAAAGAGUUCACACCGAGGAUUACAAAUCCUUAGCAAAAGCGAAACGGGCUAUGCCUGCCAUGCUCAAAAAACCCAAGCAGGAAGAGGCAAGCAAAGGACUAUUUCACUGCGCAGAAUGUGGCCGGCGAUUUCUGUCCAACUCGGCCCUCGGCUCCCACAAAAGAUGGCACAAAGAAAAGAAACUGUCACGGCCCGCAGCUGAGGAUUUGAAAUCGCUUUGCCACAAGGUGGAAGAAGGACCUUUUCAGUGCCCCAAAUGUCGCAAACAGUUUUUCAACCAUCGUGUUUUCCGACGCCACCAGAUAUUUAAUCAUCUGUGUCACACCCAAACCGCCCCACGCACUGAUCCAGGUGUCGCCAGCGAGUUUUCCUGCCCAGAAUGCUACGAAACUUUCGAUAGCGGUUCGCUUCUCGCUGCCCAUUGCGAAAAUGUGCACAGUCGCACUGCGGAUCAUCAAGGCCCGGAGCCGGUUGACGUCAACCUGAACGGGCGGGAGUCCACGUCAUCGACCACUUUGAGGCCAAAAGCCCACCAGUGUCCCCUCUGCACUAUGACCUUUGCUAAAGCAAGAGGUCUCCGCGCCCACAGGUGGCAGGCCCACACGAAGCGGACCAAAGGCAAGAGCAAGGCUCCGCCCGCCAUCAAAUCCGAGUUUGUCGCCUCAGGAGGUGACGUCGUGCAGUCGCCCACGGGGAAAACUAAAGCAAAGAAGGAAAUCCGACCAGACCCCCCGUUUGCAAAACUCAUCUUGUGCCUCGACUGUGGGAAGCAGUGCGGUUCCCCGGGCGUCCUCCUCGACCACAAAAAGGUGUGCCCUGAGAUGAGGCACGAGUGUAAACGGGAGACUCCGAAUCCUGAAACCGCGGCUGAGGUUCCCCCGCCGUUCAGCCGCCUGUCGGAGCACACGGCCAAGUGCCUCUUCAAAUGCGACAAGUGCGGCAAAGCUUUCCAGACCGAGGAGCAGCUGGGAGCCCACAAGACCAAGGCCAGGAGCCGGCCCUAUUGUUGCGCCCUGUGCUGCCACGGCUUCUGGACCGAGAGCCAGCUGCAGCAACACCUGACCUGGCACGACGAGGUGCGCUAUCGUCUCCCCAACGAGGUGCGCUUGAGGCUCAGCGCCGCCAUGAGCGCCAUGCCUCUGAAAGCCGACCAUAGCAGGAUGUCCUGGAUACUCAGCUCAGACGGCCAGUUGCAAAGUAGCCACAAGUGCCAACACUGUGGCAAGGCCUUCCUCUCACCGACUGCGUUGCAAAGGCACGAAAACCAGCACUGCAACAACGACUCCUAUCACUGCUCCAUUUGCCCCCGGACCUUCAGCGAAAUACAGGACCUUAUCGACCAUCACCAGGAAUGUGUGGGCGAGGACAGGGGGCAGGGUGAUGCCCCUGCUGCUGUCUCCUCAGGAGAUCCCAAUGGCCUUACUUGCCUUGAAUGUGGAACUACUUUUUGUCAAGAGACCGAUUUGCACCUGCACUGUAUUGAACACACCCAUGGGGUGAAUUUAACUAUACAACCUGGAAAGAGAUGAAGUGGACACAUCAGAUUGUGGAUUUCUUUUUUUUGAGCGGAGGGGGGGUAGGUAGAGGUUUUUUCUGUGUUAGACAUGUGCUUAGGCUUGCUUUCCCUCGUUAUUUCUGAAUUGUUUGAGAUUCUUAUAUAUAUAUAUAUAUAUAUAUAUAUUAGUACCAGUCAAAAGGGUGGACACUCAACUUUUGACUGGUACUGUAUAUAUUUCUAAAAGCAGGGUUUCCGCUACACUGGAUUAGUAAAAGUAAAAUGUUUAAGAAUUACCCCUUUCUAUAAACUAGUAUUGACAUUUUAAAGUUCAUGAAGCAUUGAAAAACUCUGCACAACUAAUGUACUAAUUUGAAUUGUGUCAUUUUGGAAGCCGAAAGUGUUGCAGAGAUUUACUAAAUAUAUCAAAAUGUGCACUGCUGUCACUGGUAUUGUAUAUUACAUACAAUACAUAUUGCAUUGCUGUAUAAGCUACCGUAUUUCCUUUUUUUGUGUUCUAUUUCUAAAUGAGAGGAAAAGCUAUUUCUUUUUACUACGACUAGAAUAGUGCUAGAGGAUAGUCAGUUUACUGUUCCACUUAUGGAUUGGGAUAAGGUAUUUACAGUAUGUAGUAAGAAGUGUACAAGAGAUGUUACUUUGUGUUCAUUUAUGAACGCUUCUUUUCCCCAAGAUGACCAAUGUACCGUUUGACUACUUGUUUAACUUGCUGUUUUCUAAAACAAAGGAGAAAUAAAGUGCUCUGAAAAAUGUAAAUAAAUGCUUAGUUUCUGUGUGAAUAACUGUGUUGUGUGACUCAUUUAACCUCUGUUUGGUCAAUAUUCUUGUUUGUGAAGAAGCCAUUAUUCUGCUUCCUUGUUACUUAUUUUUGUCCCAGACUUCUAACUUGUAGUACUGGUCAUGAAUUAUGUUUUUAACAGGCCAUGUUUAUUUUAUCUAAGGGAAGGGGCUGUACAAGUCAUAUAAUGAAAUGGUAAAUUCCAUUUCAAUAGUAAGAUGUACUACUUUUUCCUCUGAUCUUAAAUUAUUUUCAGUCUGUUUCCUACUAUAGUAUUUCCAAAUUCAUAAUUCUUUUAGUGGCACAAAGUACAGAUUUAGAUGAGUUACUUUCAACACUUCACUCACGAUUGCAUCUGUGAAGGAAGAGAAGAACUCCGACUCAAUCUUGUAAGUUUCACAUUGAACAUUGGCAACUUUACCAGUAAUAGCUGCACACUUUCUGAAU
Molecule: messenger RNA, 5838 nt
Organism: Pungitius pungitius (ninespine stickleback)
Lineage: Eukaryota; Metazoa; Chordata; Actinopteri; Perciformes; Gasterosteidae
Product: zinc finger protein 629
Exons: 2
Coding region: 274-4629 (1451 amino acids)
Biological process (GO): regulation of transcription by RNA polymerase II
Cellular component (GO): nucleoplasm
Molecular function (GO): DNA-binding transcription repressor activity, RNA polymerase II-specific; RNA polymerase II cis-regulatory region sequence-specific DNA binding
Source: RefSeq, a predicted model, not a curated record